GUCUCAUGCCAUUAUAAAUGAUACCAACUGUUGCAUUUAUUGUGUGUCAUGUUAUGUAUAUAAAUAUAUUUAAUAUACAUGUAUUAUUAAAUAAAUCUAUGUAUUUAUAUAGAUAAAUUUAAUUUUUAAUGAAAUAUAAGAGGAAGGAGAUAAAGUAAAAAAUUAUUAUUAUUUACAUCAUAUAUUUAAAGACCAAAUUAAUUAUAUAAAAUAUGAAUGAUUUAAAAGAAAUUAAGAGAUAUUUAGAAGAAAAUGAAGAUAUAAACCUACUGUGUACUUCUUGUGAGAAGAGUUCAGCAAAAAUAAUAUCAAUUUGCGAAGAUUGUAAAGAACUGUUAUGUUUUAAUUGUCAUUAUGCUCAUAAGAGCACACUUAAUUUGAAAAAUCAUGCAAUUAUAUUUUUAAACAACACUACAGUAUUUGAAUUCGACGAUACUGAAUAUAAAAAAAGAUUAAAUGAACUGGAGAGUGAGUAUGAAAAAGAAAAAAUCGAAAUUGAUGCAAUGUAUCAUAAAUCUAAAAAUGAUUUAAAAGAACGUAGAGACAAACUUUUGAGAGAAUGCAUCGAAUUUUAUGAAACACAAAAGGAUGAGAUGAAAGCCAUUUAUGAAGACGCCAAGAUGAAUUUAAUAAAAAAGAUUCGCGAGGUAUAUAAAGAUUUAUUAGACUCAGAACAUCAUGACUUAAUAUCAAAUGUUUCUAAUAAUGAUCAAAAAUCAUUAUCGAUACAAGUAAUAACUAAUCUGAAGAAUUCAUCAAACGUUAAUGUCGAAUUGUCUAUUACUAAUGAUAGUAAUAAUAGAAGCCUAUUUGACGAACUAAUUAGUGAAUUGUAUGAAGAAUUAAAACAAGAAGAAAAUUUUGUGUUUGAUAUUGCAGAACGCUUUACUAAAUUGAGUAUUACAAGCUCAGAUCUUUAGCUAAUUAAUAAUUGCUGCACAAAAAAGUUUCUUUCAAUACUUUUAUUUUAUAAACUUUAUAUUUUAUAAGUGUGAAUGUAACUGACAAAUAAGAAUUUAUUAAUGAUCCUGAAGUUCGCUGACAUUGAACAAUUUUCGAUUUUUUUUUCACAAUUUAAUUAGAAAAAACAAAAUAUGCACAUGUAAAAAAUUUAAAAAACUAUAGAUGCAAUUUCUUGAAAUGUUUUUUUUUUUAUUUAUCAUUUUUUUAAAAAUGCAAAA
This is a messenger RNA of Microplitis demolitor, 1181 nucleotides long. RefSeq lists its product as uncharacterized. The record is from RefSeq and is a predicted model, not a curated record. The transcript has 4 exons. The coding region runs from base 213 to 920 and encodes 235 amino acids. Lineage: Eukaryota; Metazoa; Arthropoda; Insecta; Hymenoptera; Braconidae. Gene Ontology annotation, molecular function: zinc ion binding.